UUUUAGUUCUAAUUAGACAGCAUAUAGUGCGAAAAGUUUGUGAUCAUAAUGAGGAUUCUUGAAUCGUCGGAUGAUGAGCCAGAUUUGGGGUUAGAAUUACAAAUAUCCGAAACAAGUUCAUCAGUAACGGAUGAAGAAUCAACUCUUCCGGAUGGGAUAUUUAUUGUUCAAGAGAUUAUUGAUCACAAAUGUUAUGGUGAGUUACGACGUCGAAAAUUGAUCGAUCGACGAAAUGUUUCUCAGAACACUCCAUUUUUCCGUGUUCACUGGAAGGGUUUUCCUGGUCAAGAUACUUGGGAACCAUCGCAAUCCAUUCAACAUGUUGAUGUUUUCAAAGAAUAUGCGCGAGAGCAUAAUCUCAUUCAUUUGAUUCCACCUAGCAGCGAUAGCAGUGAAACAGAAUCCGUAAAUAUUGAUGAAAGAAGAAUGGAAGAAGUGGAUGAAGGAAUGGAUUCUGUGACUGAUAAUGAAAAGUGUCCAAGAGAAAAAUCAAAGAUUCUGACUGAUUCAGAAGUCGAAGAGGAAAGUGAUGAAAUAGUGAAUUCAAGAGGGAUUAAACGAAAACGUCAACGUCAUGAUUAUGAUGAUAUAGUGAAAUGUCCUCGAAGGAUGGAUUAUAAAAAGACAUGGUGGUUUCGCUCCAGCGAAAAGAAGAAUUUUGAAUACCAAAAGUUAUUCAUUCGUGAAAGGAAGCAUGAUAUGUCCUGUGCGUCGAGUCGUCAAAUUGUGAGAAAGAAAUCAGGAAAAAACAACAAUCAUAUACCUCGUAGAUUGAUUAGAAAAUACAUCGAAAUGACCGCUGAUGGAUUUACUGCUACAACUAACCGUACUCGAUCUGUCUCGCCAAUAAUUGACAAAGUGUUGCGAAAGCAGCAAUUUUAUGGUGUGAUUGAUGAUGGAAAUUUUCGUGAUGAUCAGAACUUUUUAAAAGGAACAAAAAUAUCCGCUGCUAUAGCACAAUCGGAAUUAGCAUUUGUGGCCAAAAAAUUAGAAGAAAGCUGUGUUCUUCGUAUAUUUUGGAUGAAAAUUCGUCAGUACAAUCUUCAGUCACCUUUACAGCAAAUACGAAGAGCAAAAGCAAGUGAAUUAAACCAUAUUCUUUUUAGGAUUAUUCAAGAGAGUAAAGAUUUCGAGAAGCAUUAUCUUCUGUUGCGCAAGUGUUUAAUAGAACAAAACGCGUUUGAAUUUCUAAAGCAGUUACGAAUAAUGAAGAGAUGGUGUAUUUCAGCAUCUGAAAAUUUCGAUGAAAUUGUUUUCGCCUUGUUUACAGCCAAUGAAAAUAUUUCUAAAUUUGUUCAGAUGUUAUCCGAUAAUUGCUAUGCACCAAAACAUCAUAGAUGUGGGAUUUUCAAAAUUUCAUUAUCAUGCCUUUCAUUGGAAUAUCGAGCAAAAUUAUUUGAACGCUUAAAUUAUGAAACAAAACACCGCCUUUUCGAUAUUGUCAUAGAGAUAGGCUGCAAUGGUGGUGGAUUUUGUUUUCUUGAUACACUAAUCAAAUAUGGUAUUAAUAUUGGUUGCACGAAAAUUCAUCAUAUCCAACAAUGCGUGCUGAAUGGGAAUGAACAAGCAGCAUUACAUUUGAUUUUAAAUGGUUUUGAAGUAAAACGUAUCAAGGAAUUACCUGAUAAUAAUUUACAUGAACAAGCUUGCAAGAUUAUGGAUUCGAUAAAUACUUAUUUGGAUCGUCUAAAUUUAGCAAUUCAGUGCUGGACAAUGGCGUUAUUGAAAGAGAAUAGUAUAGAGUUCACAAAUGACACUGAUAAUUUUCCGAUAUCAAAUAUUUGUUUACAUCGUAUUGGUCAGAUUGAUCAAAACAUAUGUCUAAUUGUUUCAUCGAUUAAACCGUUGUCAACAACGACAUUUUCAUCUAAAAAUUCACAUGUAUUGGUUAUGCAUUCAUUUAAUUUGUCAUCAGCUGAUGGCAUUAUGAAUAUUAAUAUUCACCAACGUCAUUUCCCUGUUCAAUUUCAUAAGCAUUUACAGUACGUAUGA
Loa loa (African eye worm) is the source of this 1992-nucleotide messenger RNA. RefSeq lists its product as hypothetical. Bases 49 to 1992 code for a protein of 647 amino acids. The transcript is spliced from 17 exons. Lineage: Eukaryota; Metazoa; Nematoda; Chromadorea; Rhabditida; Onchocercidae. The record is from RefSeq and is a predicted model, not a curated record.